AUGGAAGAAGGUGCAAUCACAUUGUUGAAUAAUUUGGACCUCAAUGUUGAUAACUAUACCAUAAGAAUACGCAUUGUUCGUUUGUGGACAAGAGCUGAUUUCAAUAACGCUAGAAAAGUGUAUUGUUAUGAUAUGAUAGUCAUGGACAGUGAGGGAACAAAAAUGCAAGCUUUUGUUUUGGCUAAAAACGCAUCUGGAUAUCAACAUCUUUUGGAAGAAAAACGUUGUUUGAUGAUUAGAAAUCCUUCAUUGGGUGAGAAUCGUCAGAAGGUCAAGUACGCUAACGGUGGUUUUAAGAUUAACCUUAAUAACAACACCGUUGUUGAGGAAUGCCACGAGGCUAUUGGUUCUGAAUGGGGUUUUGAUUUUACUCCGUUUGAUUCAGUUGUGGAGGAUCCAACAGUUGACAACAACAAUAAGCAGAUCUUUGUGACACUUUGGGACGGUUAUGCGGAUCAAAUAAUGGAGUAUGAGAGCAGCAAUCGAGGUGAAGAAAAUGUCGUCGUAAUCAUUCAGUUUGGGAAAUACAUAUUCUGGGGAGGGCAUUUGUCUGUUUCAAAUUUGUAUACUGUCACCCGAGUCUUAAUUAACAGUGAUAUUGAUGAGGUUGCUGAGUUUAAACAAAGAUUUAUCGAGAAACUUUCUCCCGAAAUGUCUUCCAGUUAUUCUGGCCUAAGUUCUUCUGUUGUGAAGUCUGCCACUGAAGAGUUCCUUUCUGACCUCACUUUUUUUUCCCAUUGGACGAGGUUUGUUGUCAUUGUUGGCACUAUCAAGAGUUUUGCAUCGAACAAUGAGUGGUUUUACAACGCAUGCACAAACUGCAACAAAAAGGUUUCAACCGUUACUGUUGUUAAAGAAAAGCAGGAUGGUACUGAUGGUUUUGAAGAGGUUACUGUCUUGGAAUGCAAGACUGAUAUUUGUAAUACAAGGACCGUUUCAUCAAUUCCACGAAUUAGGCUUUAUAUACGUGUCCAAGAUUGCACUGGUAUUGUGAGUCUAACAUUGUUUGAGCGUGAGGUGACAAAGCUUUUGAAGGUUAAUGCUAAUCAGCUUUUAGACAACAACAUUGAAUUAGCAAACGAAGGAAGCUUUCCAAAGGAGCUAAAUUCAUUACUCAAUAUGAAGUUUGCCUUCAAGAUUGUUGUUUCUUCUUUUAACAUCAGCAAGAAGUCUGAUGGAUACUCAGUCUCCAAGAUGACUGAUAACCCGGUUGUUUUGUCCGAGCUUGAUAAACAUUUUGACACUAUUCAGCCUAUUGAUGAGGAAGCCGUCAAUGUCGAACCAUCCGAUUCAAAUCGUAAUGAUGAUUUGCCUGUUAAGGAUUCUAUAUCCCAAACGGGAGACGAUGUAACCCCUUGCUCAAAUGUGUUUAAAGUUGGCUUUACAACAUCGUUUGAUCAGAAGGAUGCUGACUUUGAUACGAGCAGCGAGCGUGACUUGAAGCGCAAUUUGGAUACCGUGUAUGACGUGGAUGAUGUAUCUUCGCAGUCUUCGUCGAAGUCGCGUAAAGAUGGUGGUGUGGAUGCAGUUCUUCUAAUUCCAAAGAAAGAAAAGUAGUCACCUAUAAUUCGAACAUUUGAUAUCAUCGGCUGUUUUUUCUUAAGUAUUUGGCUAUUUUUGUUUAUUUUGACAAUGGUUUUAACUGUGUGGUUGAUUUUUAUGAACAUGAUUGUCUUAUUGUUUAGUUGUUUGUUUUGAAUAUCAAUUGUU
Messenger RNA from Helianthus annuus (common sunflower), 1710 nucleotides. RefSeq lists its product as uncharacterized. Gene Ontology annotation, molecular function: DNA binding. Gene Ontology annotation, cellular component: nucleus. The coding region runs from base 1 to 1557 and encodes 518 amino acids. The record is from RefSeq and is a predicted model, not a curated record. The transcript has 10 exons. NCBI's taxonomy places the organism in Eukaryota, Viridiplantae, Streptophyta, Magnoliopsida, Asterales, Asteraceae. Gene Ontology annotation, biological process: DNA recombination; DNA repair; DNA replication.